Molecule: messenger RNA, 297 nt
Organism: Spirometra erinaceieuropaei
Lineage: Eukaryota; Metazoa; Platyhelminthes; Cestoda; Diphyllobothriidea; Diphyllobothriidae
Source: the annotation of a GenBank genome assembly
AUGACUACUAGCUCACCCAGUCGCACCGCCGAUGAGAGCACUCCCGAUGCCGAGUCAACCACUACCCUCACUACCGCCGCCCCUGCAGACGGCGAUGUGAACUCGGUCCUAACCUACCCUCAUUGCGAUCGCAUAUCCACCACACGCAUCGGUUUGAUCGGUCGCUUGCGAAUCCAUCUCACUGCGGUCGGCGCACCAGCGCCAGUUGUUCUCUCCACCUCCGCUGUUCACACUGCCCACGUAAAUCCACUCAUCGCAGAGGCCAAUUCGGUCACAUGCUUAUCCAUGGCAGGUUAA